AAUUUUCUAUCUGCUAAGGACGAAAGACGGGAGAUUCGUAAAUUAAAACUUUGUAGAAACUUGAUCGAAAUAUUUGAUUGCAAACUGUAAUCGUAAGAAAGGGAUACACUAGUUUUACUCGUUUUAAAUCUACAGGAAAUAAGAUAACUUAAUAAUGGCGAGUCAAACAGGAAGUAAUAAAGAUUACAAUUUAAGACUUAUCGAUAUGCUCUACAGUCAAGUUCCAGCCUUCACCGAUGUAUUUGACGAAGAGACUUGGUAUGUGUUUGUCAUUUGUUUUGUAGCGGGUACUUUUCUGGUGGCAUUUAUUCUUUCGAGAUUUAUAACUAUAAAACCUGUUGAGUAAAAACGUGCAUAGCGAAUUCAAUUCGCAAAAUGUCUGUUAUAUUUUGUGCUAUACUUGUCAAAUUAUUAAUUAUCUAUUUGAUGUCAUUAAUUGUUUUACGCGCAUCGCACUCAUAUAAACUUUUCGAUAUAAAAAAAUCUCAGUCUCACGCAAUGAAAGCGAUACAAUUUUGCGCUAAUUAAAAUUGUAGGAUGAGAUGUAUAACUUUAUAAAUGUGAUGUAGAUUGUUCAUGUUAAUAAUAAAAUAACAUAUGUUAAAAAGAUAUAUAACCUUAUAUGAGACAUAUUAAGCAAAUUCAUAUAAUUUAAAUUUCUUUUUCUUGCAUAAAUAAUUACUUUCGAAAAAGUUGCAGAAAUUUUGUGUAGAAAUAAAAUCCUUGCUGGUAAAGUUACAAUGAUUUCUCAGUAUAAAUUCAAUAAUAAAUUGAAAUCGUCAAAUCAAAUCACAUAAUUAUUUGUUACUAUUUAUUCCUAUACCUUCUUUUAUAUACCUUCUUAUUUAUAACGAUUAGUUAUUUAGAAAAGACGAUUUUUUUUCUUUAUAUUAUUCAGAUAUCAUUACAUCAAUAUAAUUCACAAUUAUGAAUAUUUCUGAUGCUUUUAAUAUCUUUUAACACAAUAUAGCAACCAACAUCUGACAUGUUUAGAGAAACAUGAAUUUUUUUUAUAUUGUUUUGACAUUUCCGCGCGAUUAAUAAUAAAAUAUACAGAGAAAAUAACGCAAAAUAUCGUCUAAAUAAACUGCAAUAAGUUCGACAGAUCGGUGCGAUUCUCGUUUCUCAAGUUUACCGAGUAGUUUCGCCUCUCCUUUUUUUGGCCCACUUCUCUGCUCCUCAUUCUGUUUCUCUUCCUCCAUCUUUCCUCUCUCCCGAUUCCUUCCCUUUCGUCCAUAUGCGUGCGCGUUUCGUUCCCUUCAUUCUUUGUCUGUCCUGAUCGUGCACCGCUAUCGUCCUUGCGGACGUAUCUUUCCAUAGCAUGAAUAUCUCUGUUUCGUCUCCGCGUAUCUUAAACCGGACUUAAACUAAGAAAUCGAUGCCUUCGCCGUACAGAAAAUAAUCGUCAGAAAAUAAGGAUUUGUUCGCUUGUACAUUUUGCUUGAACAAAUUUACUUCGCAAUUAACGUUACCCGUAAUUAGUAAAAUAGAUAUGCCAAGAUGUGACACACAUUUUACGCUCGCGAUAAUAAAAUCAUACUGCACGAGAAUACUAAACCGCAGUAAUUUUGCUAAUAUGCAUAUAUAGUUUAUAGUACAUGCAUAUAUCAUAAAAUUAUUAAUAUAAAUUUUAUGUUGCACACAAGAGGAUUCUUUAUUAUUCUGAAUAUAAUUCGAUUCAUUCCUUGACAAUUCUUCCGUAGUCUCAACGUCUAUUAGUACAAUUAGCACUAAAUAUAUGCAAAGAGCAUAGCCAAUUGUAGUUGAUUAGCAAUUUGCCGAAUUCAAAAUUGAGAAUAGUUAGUAUAAUUUUCCAGUAGCUACUUCAAGCAACCCAUACGAUGUCUAAAAAAAAA
Molecule: messenger RNA, 1856 nt
Organism: Pogonomyrmex barbatus (red harvester ant)
Lineage: Eukaryota; Metazoa; Arthropoda; Insecta; Hymenoptera; Formicidae
Source: RefSeq, a predicted model, not a curated record